Messenger RNA from Hermetia illucens (black soldier fly), 2232 nucleotides. RefSeq lists its product as uncharacterized. Bases 135 to 1985 code for a protein of 616 amino acids. Lineage: Eukaryota; Metazoa; Arthropoda; Insecta; Diptera; Stratiomyidae. The transcript has 2 exons. The record is from RefSeq and is a predicted model, not a curated record.
UCGUAUCUUUACACGAAUGGCGGCGUGAGUUUUCACCAAAUGCUAAAUAACUAACAUCAAAUCUUGAAAAUCUUCUUAUAAGCGCAAUUUCUCAAAAACUAGAAAAUUUGUAAAAGUGGAUCGAAAUUUCAAACAUGGAGAGUAUAGACGGAGAGCAUGCGGAAUCCGCCAUUCUCACUAUAGAACAAUUGAUAGACAUCUGUCUCAGUCCUUUUCAUAUCGAUGUGAAUUUACUCCAUGCCCUAUUAAGGAUAAUCGCUACUAAAUUGAAUCUGCAAACGGUUCGCAUUCACCUGGGAUCGCCAGGAAUUUUGGCCGAAAUCAAUAACAUAUUGACGAAGACCAGGGAGACAUUCGAAACUUACAAAAUUAUUGAAGGUGGAUCCAAACGACCAUUUAAGCUCAGCCACUGCAAACUGGAAAAACUGGAGAUCCCACCUGACCCACCAGUCGAAGCAUUAUAUAAACUGGUCCGAAAAGCAGAGGAUUCCAAAGAUUUCCAUAGAGUUACUUUCUUUAAGGACAGUCCUAUUCUGCAGGAUGUCGUUUCUUUGACCAGUAGAGCCCAAGAGACGGGACUAACUUUCGCUGAACUGCUGAACCUAACAAAGAGACUCGAGUGUUGCGAAAUUGGUAUCGAGAAGCUAACACAGUUGUUGCAAAAGUUGAACGUCAACUACAAGGAGCUAGAACGGUCUCUGCAUGAGAUUUCCAGCCUUGAACACGCAGCCGUUAAAUGUCUGGAGGAUUUAGACCGACGAACGAAUUCCUCCACUCAGACCGACAGCAGUCAGCAGAACAAAGCUCAUGAAAGUGGUUCAAAAUCUGCCAAAGAUCAAGAGGCCCGAAAAGAUCUGCAGCGCCUCAGCGAGACGACAGCGGGAGUCAUUGACCAGGUCAAUAACAUGUUCGGAAAAAUGGCAGAUUUCCAAAUAGAUAUGCAGAAGCUACACGAAGAAAAUGAUUUAUUAAAAAAGGCAAUACAAAAGUCAGCAGACAGUGAAAAGCUCGAUUUUUGUUGCAAGGAAAUAUGCUCUCUGCAGAAAAAGAUGGCAAUAAACACUGACAAAAUUGGCGAUUUAGUUAUUUGCUCAAACAAAAACCUUCACAAAUUUAAAGCUGUAAGCGACAAGCUGGGAGAGCUCUCCAAGAUCCGAAUGCUGCAUCAAAAGGUUGCAGAACUGGAAGAAGGUUCCGAAAAACUCUAUUCAGAAUUCGAAACAUUCACGGAACGCUAUGAACAGAUCAAAAUUAUCAAAGCCGAUCGCGAAGAACUCGAUUAUAUUUUUCAAUGCAAGGCAGACAAGGAAGAACUACAAGAGUUCGUCACCUUGGAGUUAUUCAACGCCAUCAGGCACGAUUUAUCGAACGGCAUUGUUCAAGCCUUUGAGAAUAUAAUGGAAACAGAAGUGAAAUGGAAAAAGUCGGAGGAACAACUUCGUGUAAAACUCAACGAAAAGCUGGAUAAAUCGGAGAAAGGUCCACUUGCAAAGAUGAUAAAUGACAAAGUAAACUUCCUUCAAGAGAAAAUGAAUGAGGUUAUGGGACCUCGUUUGGAUGGAAAAUCAGCAGCGGUUCGAACCCGAGCUUUGAAAGAUGCGAAUUGUAUCUGUUGCGCCUCAGAAGUGGACAUUAUAUGCGACAAUCCGCUAGUACCCAAACUUCCCCCUCUCAGGCAAACUCGAAAAAUAUGUCCGGAACCUCCGGAUCUACGAAAACGAUACUGUGGCGGCAGCCAUACUAUUAUCAGUCCACAGAAGAAAAUAGCACAAAGACGGCAAGCACCAAUGCAUGUAGAAGCGGAUAGAGAGCCACCAGAACUGGUAGAGGGGAUAAAUGGAAUGAUGUACCGUGUCAGCAAACCUGAAUGCAUUUGCGGACAUAAACAGCAUUCCAAAGUGUUAUAUCCCAGUGUUAACCGCGAAAGCAUACAGGUUGAAGAAAAACCUCCUGCAGAAGGUGAAAGCCAAAAAGAGGGUGAAUAAACCAGAACCUGAAGGUUGUCUCCAGUUAGAGGUCUUUUGUAACUUUAAUUUUAUAGUCCUAUCAAAUCUUGCACGUGGUAUAAAGACAUUCUAUUUUGUUUUAUCCCAAAUUAAAAAUAUAUAUUUGUAUGUGUAUGAUUGUAAAUAGAUUGUAAAUAGAUUGUUUUAUAUAUAUGAAAGAAGAUUCAUAUGUAGAUAUCAACAAAUUAUAACUCAACCACUAGAAACGUAAUAAGUUGUAACCUCG